Saccharomyces kudriavzevii IFO 1802 is the source of this 1710-nucleotide messenger RNA. RefSeq names its product aspartyl protease (gene YPS1). The transcript has a single exon. The record is from RefSeq and is a predicted model, not a curated record. The coding region runs from base 1 to 1710 and encodes 569 amino acids. Gene Ontology annotation, molecular function: aspartic-type endopeptidase activity. Lineage: Eukaryota; Fungi; Ascomycota; Saccharomycetes; Saccharomycetales; Saccharomycetaceae. Gene Ontology annotation, biological process: proteolysis.
AUGAAGUUGACAACUGUAAGAUCUGCGGUACUUUCGUCACUUUUCGCAUUGCAGACGCUGGCCAAGAUAAUACCGGCAGCAAGCAAGCGCGACGACGACUCGAACUCCAAGUUCGUCAAGCUGCCCUUUCACAAGCUCUACGGGGACACGAGAGAUGAUGUUGGUACGGAUAAAAAACCAGAGGUGCGUCUUCUUAAAAGGGCAGACGGUUACGAGGAGAUCAUAAUCACCAACCAGCAAAGUUUUUAUUCGGUGGACUUGGAAGUAGGCACCCCCCCACAGAAUGUCACCGUGCUGGUGGACACGGGCUCGUCCGAUCUGUGGAUUAUGGGUUCCAACAAUCCAUACUGUUCCUCUGGCAGCAUGAGCAGCAGUCGCAGGCGUGUCAUUAACAAACGUGAUGAUUCGUCGAGCAGCGGAGCUUUGGUUAACGACAUAAAUCCAUUUGGCUGGCUGACAGGAACGGGUAGUGCCAUUGGCCCGACAGCCACGGGUUCAGGCGGAGGUUCAGGGACCGCAACCCAAUCCGUGCCUGCCUCGGAAGCUACCAUGAACUGUCAGGAAUUCGGGACUUUCACCACUUCAGACUCUUCGACUUUCAGAUCCAACAACACUUACUUCAGUAUCAGCUACGGUGACGGCACUUUCGCCUCUGGGACCUUUGGUACGGAUAUUUUGGAUUUGAGUGAUUUGAAUGUCACUGGGUUGUCGUUUGCCGUUGCGAACGAGACGAAUUCGACCAUGGGCGUGCUAGGCAUUGGUUUGCCUGAGUUGGAAGUCACUUAUUCCGGCUCCACUGCAUCUAGUAGCAGGAGACCUUAUACAUACGACAAUUUCCCCAUGGUAUUGAAAAAUUCAGGUGCUAUCAAGACCAACGCUUAUUCUUUGUACUUGAACGAUUCGGACGCUAAACAUGGCACCAUUCUGUUCGGUGCCGUGGAUCAUAGUAAAUAUGCCGGUACUUUGUACACUGUCCCCAUUGUAAACACUUUGAGUGCAAGUGGGUUCAGCUCCCCCAUUCAAUUUGAUGUUACCAUCAAUGGUAUCGGCAUCAGCUAUCCUGACAAUAGUCAGAAAACUUUGACUACAACCCAAAUACCAGCCUUAUUGGAUUCCGGUACUACUUUGACUUACUUACCUCAGGCUGUGGUAGCUAUGAUCGCUGAUGAGCUGGAUGCGCAAUACUCUUCCAGACUAGGGUAUUACGUACUGGAUUGCCCAUCCAACAGCAAUAGUACCCAAAUCGUAUUCGAUUUUGGUGGUUUUCACAUCAACGCAUCGCUCUCCAGUUUUAUUUUGAAUGCAGGAAACAUCUGUCUUCUAGGCAUCAUCGCAACAGAUGACACCACCAUCUUGGGUGAUUCGUUUUUGACCAACGCAUACGUCGUUUAUGAUUUAGACAAUUUGGAGAUCUCGAUGGCACAAGCUCAAUACAACAUCACUAAUGAAAACAUCGAGGUUAUUACGUCCUCUAUUCCAAGUGCCAUCAAAGCACCGGGUUAUACAAGCACUUGGUCCACAAGUGCAUCUAUUGUUACCGGUGGUAACAUAUUUACAGUGGAUAGUUCGCAAACCGCCUCAUUUAGCGGUAAUGUGACAUCGGCUACCGCGUCAGCCACUUCUACAACAAGCAAAAGUAGGAAUGUUGGUGAUCGUAUGGCGCCAUCUUUGCCAUUCACAUUAAUCACUCUUCUUUUUGCAUUCAUUUGA